AUGCCGAGCGACCAGGUCUUUGGCGUGACGCCGCCCAUGUCUGUAGGGCUGCCUACCGAGGCCGAAAAGCGUGCAAGCGAUGCCCUCAUCGAGGAAUUACGGCGGCAAAGGACGUUUGAAACUCCUUCCGAUACCCAAAAGAGGUACAAGGUCCUCGAAUCGUUGCAAGCCAUCUGCGACGAGUUUGUCAAGCGUGUCGCUCGAGAGAAAGAGCCCAAAAACGAUGCCCUCAUAAAGAACGCUCGUGGCAAGGUGUUUACCUAUGGCAGCUUCCGUCUCGGCGUCUUUGGCCCCGGUUCCGAUAUCGAUACACUCAUCGUCGCUCCCAAAUACGUGACGCGGGAUGACUAUUUCAAGUACUUCCCUGACUUGUUGGAGGCCAUGGCUCCCAAGGGCGCCAUUACGGAUUUGGCCGCCGUCACUGAUGCAUUUGUGCCCAUUAUCAAAUUUGAAUAUUCCGGUAUAAGUAUCGACUUGAUCUUCUCGCGCAUCAUUCAGAAACAGCUCGCCCCCGACUUUCAAGACCUCAAAGACUCUGGUCUACUUCGAGGUCUCGACGAGGCAGAGCUCCGCUCUCUUAAUGGCACGCGUGUGACAGAUGAAAUUCUGACACUAGUGCCCGAGCAGAGCACAUUCAAGCUUGCUUUGCGAGCCAUCAAGUUGUGGGCCCAGCGCCGUGCAGUGUACGGCAACAUCAUGGGUUUCCCCGGUGGUGUUGCCUGGGCCAUGUUGGUUGCCCGGGUUUGCCAACUAUACCCAAAGGCUGCGACGUCUGUAAUAGUCAACAAAUUUUUUUUGAUCAUUGGUCACUGGCGGUGGCCGCAACCUGUCUUGCUCAAGCCCAUCGAGAGCGGUCCUCUGCCAGUUCGCGUUUGGAACCCAAAGAUUUAUAAAGGCGAUUCAUUCCACCUGAUGCCCAUCAUUACUCCUGCAUACCCCUCCAUGUGUGCCACAUUUAAUAUUAGCCGCUCUUCUAUGUCAAUUAUUAAUCGAGAACUCCGGAGAGGCCUAGAGAUUUCGGAGAGCAUCAUGGUCGGCAAGCAACCCUGGAGCGAUCUUUUCGUCAAACAUACUUUCUUCACCUCGGAUUACAAGUAUUACAUUUCUGUCAUAUCUGCCAGCAAGUCCAAGGAAGCCCAUAAUGUUUGGUCAGGAUAUGUUGAAUCUAAAGUGCGCAUGCUAGUACAGAAAUUGGAGCAGCAUCCGUCCAUCGCUUUGGCUCAUGCUUUCAACAAGGGAUAUGAGCGUCGACAUAAAUGUAAGGAUGAUUCUGAAAUAGCACAGGUACAAGAUGGGAGUCUCGAUUUCUUGAUCAAGGAUGGUGAAAUCUGCCAAACGAAGGCGAAGCUCGGGUCCGAAGAAGCCAAGCAAAAGGCGACUGAAAAUGGCGACACAGAAUCCAAACGACCAACCGAGGUCUUGACCACUACCCAUUACAUCGGAUUGGAACUGGACGAAGCCGCCAAGUCUCUUGAUCUCUCCUACCAAGUCGACGAGUUUAAAGUCCUGUGUACGCAGUGGCAGAAGUAUCAAGAUGAAUUGAAGCCACUUGUUUCUAUUGGCGUACAACACGUCCGAAAUUUCAAUCUUCCCGGUGAUGUGUUUGAAGCCGGAGAGAAGAGGCCGCAAAAGAAGGGCGCCAAGGUAGCAUCGAAGAAGCGUGGCGCCUCAGAGGACAACCCGCCUCCAGCGAAACGACAGCAGGCUUCCGUUGCCGCUGCAGGUUGA
Metarhizium album ARSEF 1941 is the source of this 1728-nucleotide messenger RNA. Its product is annotated as Poly(A) polymerase. Gene Ontology annotation, cellular component: nucleus. Gene Ontology annotation, molecular function: RNA binding; poly(A) RNA polymerase activity. Bases 1 to 1728 code for a protein of 575 amino acids. NCBI's taxonomy places the organism in Eukaryota, Fungi, Ascomycota, Sordariomycetes, Hypocreales, Clavicipitaceae. The record is from RefSeq and is a predicted model, not a curated record. The transcript has 6 exons.